ACCAAACUUUCAAAAAGAGUUCCUCGCUCCUCCACCCCCUCAACCCCAAACCGAGAAGAACUCAGAAAUCUCUGUGCAGUAGACCCCAUCUCACCGAGCAGCGACGAGAGAAGAGCAACGAUAGCAGCAGCAGCAGCAGCAGCAGAUGGCCACCGCAGAGGAAGAGCUCCUGCAGGAGCUCAGGUCGAAAGCCACCGAGCUCUUCCUCCGCGAGCAGUGGGCCGAGUCGUCCGGCCUCUGCUCCCAGCUCAUCGACCUCUGCCGCGCCCACCUCUCGAUCGCCGACCGAGCCUCCGACCCGGACAGGUUCUCCAAGCUCCAGCGAUCCCUCUGCCUGGCCCUCGCCAACCGGGCCGACGCGGGGUCGAAGCUGAGGUCCCUCGACGGGGCGCUGAGGGACUGCGACGAGGCGCUCGCCAUCGAGAGCUCCCACUUCAGAGCCUUGGUCUGCAAGGGUAAGAUCUUGCUGAGCCUCGGCAGGUACUCGGCUGCCCUCGAGUGCUUCAAGUCGGCGGCUUCGCUGGAUCCUCAGGGGAACGGGAACGCCGAGAGUCUGAAUGUGUGGUUGGAUAAGUGCAAGAAGCUCGAGUACCAAUCCCGGACCGGCAACUUCGAUCUCUCCGACUGGGUCUCGGCCGGGUUCCGAGGAGAAAUUCCUGAACUCGCGGAGUACAUCGGGCCAGUGGAGAUCAAGAAAUCGGAGAUCAGCGGGAGGGGGCUGUUCGCCACGAAGAACAUCGACGCCGGGACUGUGGUGCUGGUCACCAGAGCGAUCGCAAUAGAGAGAGGGAUAGUGGGGGGCGAAGUUCCGGGUUCAGGUGAGAACAAGCAAUUGGUCAUGUGGAAGAAUUUCAUAGAAAGAGUGGCUGGCUGCGUUUCGAGAUGCCGCAGAACCCGUCACCUGAUCAGCACUCUGUCUUCAGGGGAAGAUGAGGAGGGUCUCGAGGUUCCGGAUCUGAGCAUUUUCAGGGCAGAGGCAAGCGAGAGCCAUGACUACCCAGAUGAGAAGCUUGACAUGAACAAGAUUUUGGGCAUUCUAGAUGUGAACUCUCUCGUGGAGAACGCGAUCUCAGCUAAGGUCAUGGGUAGGAACAAGGACUACUAUGGCGUCGGGCUGUGGCUCCUCGCUUCUUUCAUCAACCACUCGUGUGGUCCCAACGCGAGGAGGCUCCACGUGGGGAAUCACCUGAUGGUCAUCGCCUCGCGGGACAUAAGAGCCGGGGAAGAGCUGGCAUUCGCCUACUUCGACGUGCUGCAGCCGCCCACGAAGCGCCGCGAGAUGGCGGCCGCGUGGGGGUUCGAUUGCUCCUGCAAGCGGUGCGAGUUCGAGGAGAAGAUGCAGUCAAAGCAAGAACUGAGGGACACCGAGACGGCACUCGAAGGCGGGAUGGAUGCGGGAGGGGUCGUGUACAGAUUGGAGGAAGGCAUGAGGAGGUGGAACGUGCGGGGAAAAGAGAAGGGGUACCUGAGGGCCUCGUUCUGGGCCGCGUACGGCGGGACGUACGCGUCGGAGAAGUCGGCCAAGAGGUGGGGGAGGCGGAUUCCGGCGGCGGAGGCCGUGGUGGACAGCGUCGCGGAAGCGGCGGGAAGCGACGAGAGGGUGUUGAAGGUGUUGGUGGAGCAACUGAGCAGGAGCGGUGGCGGACUUGGCGGUGGGGCGAUGGUGGAGAUGGAGAAGGCACUGAAAUUGGGAAGAGGAAUACAUGGGAAGGUGAUCAAGAAGCAAGCAUUGAGGGCUCUGCUUGAGCUUUGAACAUUUUGGAAAUCAUCAAUACAUUAGAGAACCCCUCUUUUCAUUUUCUCUUUUUGUUCUCUCUCUUUUUUUUCAAUUUUUUUUCCAACUGUCUUAUGUUGGACAAAGAGAUGUGAUUUCUUGAUUCAUGUCUUUUCGAGCAAAAGUGCCAAUUGAGAAUAAAUAUUUCAUUCAAGCGAGC
Molecule: messenger RNA, 1934 nt
Organism: Eucalyptus grandis
Lineage: Eukaryota; Viridiplantae; Streptophyta; Magnoliopsida; Myrtales; Myrtaceae
Product: methyltransferase FGSG_00040
Molecular function (GO): protein binding
Source: RefSeq, a predicted model, not a curated record